CUCUCGACUCUCGGCUCUCGUUGUCUUUUUGUUUUUCCUCGAGCAUUCCCGUGAGUACCGCGAAGUUUCUGCUUGUACUAUACGUCAAGCGUUUACCCAAUCUCGAGCUCUAACCCCCAACCCUAACCCUAGAUGCUCACAAAUCGACUCCAAAGACUAACCUGCUAUGGCGGACCUGCCGCCGGAUAUUAUCAUCGCCGUGCUCUACCGGCUGCCAGUCCGGCCGCUUCUUCAGUUCCGGUCCGUGUCCAAGCCAUUCCGCUCUCUGAUCGAUAGCACGGACUUCAUUAAUCUCCACCUCAAGAACUCCAUAGACACAGGCUCUAACCUCAGCCUCAUACUCCGGAGGGACUCCGAGAUCUGUCUUAUCAACCUUGACGCGUUAAGCGACGCCGUCGAGGAGGCUCAUCCUCUGAUGUGCUACAGCAACCAGAUCUUAAUACUGGGAUCCACCAACGGCUUGAUCUGCAUCUCCAACGUGGCCGAAGACAUCGCACUUUGGAAUCCAUUGAUCAGAAGGCACAAGGUCAUACCCUUUUUGCCCAUUGAGCGAAUCGGGUCGAGCUUGCUGGCCACGCGGGUUUUCGGGUUCGGGUACGACCCAGAGAACGAAGACUACAAGCUGGUGAGGAUUUCGCAGUUCAUCAAUUUGGGUAACGAAGGGUGUGUGUCCAAAGUUAAGGUUUAUAGUCUGAGAGCGAACGAGUGGAGAGACUCAGAGGAUAUGCCUUAUGUUCUGUGUUAUACGAGGAAGAAUGGGACCUUCGCGAGUGGUGCUUUGCAUUGGGUGGUGAACCGGAAGUUCAACGAAGAGGCUGAUCUGAUUGUCGCGUUUGAUCUGACGGCUGAGAAAUUUAGGGAGGUCCCACUGCCCGAGUGUGCGGAGGAGAGAUUUCACAUUGACGUGGGUGUAUUGGGUGGGUGCGUGUGUAUGAUAGCGACUUACCAGGAUGUUCGUAUUGAUGUUUGGGUGAUGACGGAGUAUGGGGUCAAGAAGUCUUGGGCUAAGCUGUUUUCGGUUGCACAAGCUGAGGAGGUUGUUGGGUCAUUCAAGCAUUUGAGGCCCUUGGCUUAUUCCAAGACUGUUGGGGAGGUUCUGUUGGAGCUUGACAAUCAGAGGCUUGUGUGGUACGAUUUGAGGAGGAAAAGGGUCGAGAAUGUGAGCGUUGGUGGUUUACCGGAUUCGUUUGAGGCCGAGACUUUGGUCGGGAGUCUUGUACCGGUCGAGGCGCGUAGAAGAGAUCAUGGCAGGGAGCACAAUUUAGGAGAUGAGAAAAAUAAGAAGAGGGAUGAUUUCCUGUCAGAGGGCUUCAAGUUGGUGCUAUAAGCAAACAGAAAGAUGAACGGAAGCGUGGAAAAAAUGGCGAAAAGUGAAGGGAGGGAGCUAGGCUUGAUCAUCUGAGAAUGCUUGAAGAUGGUAGGAAACAUUAACCACAAAUUCACAAUGCUGUCUAUCAUAUGCCUUUGCUUGAAUGAGUAUACUUUUUCAGGGUUUUUUUUUUCUCUGAUUAGUGGCAUAUAAUGUCCACUUGUAUAAGGUGUUUGUACCUUGUAGUUACUGUGGGUUUGGUGAAUUGACUAUAUACGAAAUUAUGUAUAUAUAUAUAUAUAUUUUCUCUGUU
Messenger RNA from Alnus glutinosa, 1622 nucleotides. Its product is annotated as F-box protein CPR1-like. NCBI's taxonomy places the organism in Eukaryota, Viridiplantae, Streptophyta, Magnoliopsida, Fagales, Betulaceae. The record is from RefSeq and is a predicted model, not a curated record. The transcript has 3 exons. Gene Ontology annotation, molecular function: protein binding. The coding region runs from base 167 to 1327 and encodes 386 amino acids.